AUGAUGAUGGAGGUCAAACUAUGGAACGACAAGCGAGAGAGAGAGAUGUACGAGAAUUUCUCAGAGCUCUUCGCAAUCAUCAAAGCCACAGAGAAGCUAGAGAAAGCUUACAUCAGAGACCUAAUCACUCCUUCAGAGUACGAAUCAGAAUGCCAGAAACUCAUCGUCCACUUCAAAACUCUCUCCGCUACACUCAAAGAAACGGUCCCAAACAUCGAGAGAUUCACAGACACUUACAAAAUGGACUGUCCGGCCGCUCUCUACCGCCUCGUGACAUCCGGUGUUCCGGCCACAGUCGAGCACCGAGCCACCGUCGCGGCGUCCACGUCAAGCUCUGCUUCCAUCGUCGCUGAAUGUGUGCAGAACUUCAUCACGUCGAUGGAUUCUUUGAAGCUAAACAUGGUCGCUGUUGAUCAGGUUUAUCCUCUCUUGUCUGAUCUCUCUGCGUCUCUUAGCAAGCUGAGUAUUUUACCGGCGGAUUUCGAAGGGAAGACGAAGAUGAAAGAGUGGCUUUUGAGGUUGUCGAAGAUGGGAGCAGCUGAUGAGCUCACUGAGCAGCAGUCAAGGCAGCUUCACUUUGAUCUUGAGUCAUCUUAUAACUCUUUCAUGGCGGCUUUGCCUAAAGCUGGCAAUUGA
Molecule: messenger RNA, 636 nt
Organism: Microthlaspi erraticum
Lineage: Eukaryota; Viridiplantae; Streptophyta; Magnoliopsida; Brassicales; Brassicaceae
Source: the annotation of a GenBank genome assembly